UUUCAGUCUUUAGUUCAACAGCAGGCAGUUUGCAUCAGUGACUUUUUGAGGAAGAGGAGAAUCGCGUAUUUUGCUUCUUACUGAGAGAAGGAGGAACAGCGCAGACAUAAUUGCCAGCAGGCAGGCAGACAUCUUUUCCUGGUGUGUCAAUGUGCUUUAAAAAUUGGUGUUUGUUUAGCCAGAAAGGCGGAUUUAAUUGGUUUCUGGAGUGUAAUGAUCUGUUGAGUUGAGUGGCGAAACCGAUAUCUACUAGUGGUGAUAUCGUUCUUUUCGGGUAGUGCUGCAAUCUAGCCGGCUCCGGUUCCGGCGAAAAAGUGACCGUCCACCGUCAAAAAGAAGGAGCGCAGCCACGAUCUGCUUUGUCAUUUUCAGCUAUGAUGGCAAAAAUAAUUGCCACCGCAGCAACGAGAAAAUUCCGAUAAUUGUUACAGCAGUAACACGCCAUGGUCCGCGAUGAAAAUCGAUAACCUAUCUGAGCAUCGCAACCGAACCACGUGUAUACCCUUUUGGGUCCUGCUAGAGAGGCAUUUCUGAACCUUCCGAUGCGAAUCGAACGAUAGUAGUGUGCGGAUCACAAACCGGUGAAUCGUCCCCGCUUCUUCGGGUUCUGCGCGGGUCACAUCAAACACCAUCGCUCGGUGAGACCACCGACGACUAUGUAUACAGUUCAAUCGAAGCAGAAGCAGCAGCAUCAUGUAGCACCAUCCGGUGGCCGCUCGAGGUUGACUGGAGGGGGUAUGGAAAUAGUGAAACAAAAGACUGGCGAGUCGUAUGGACCGAAUGGCAGCGGCAGCAGCAACAGCGGUAGUACAAAUCGAACGAUGGCCUACAGUGGCAGUGCGGAACUCAACAUCAAUACUAGCGGUAGCAGAAAAUCUUCCGUCGGAAGCAGUAGUGACCUGUCCAGUGAAGACUACGAAGAGGUGAAGCCGGAUAUCAAGGUCAGCUCUCACCUGCUGGACCACGGGUACGGUUACGGUGUGACGCCUCAGUUUCACCAGCAGCAGUCCACGCUGCAGCAAUCGGUCCAGCAGUCCCACAAGCAGAGCCAUCAUCACCUUCUUAGCAGUAAUAGUGGAACUAGUACUAAUAGCAAUAGUCAUCAAACCAUUAGCAGUAGUAGCAGUAGUAGUUUUAGUAGCCGAACCAGCAGCAACUUUCAGCAGAACCACCAUCACAAUGGCAGCCCGGUAACGGCGUCGUCCUCCUCGUCCGGAACGCCAACGGUGGUUACGCCCACACGGCAAAAUGCUGCUCGGCAAACGACUACACCGGUACGGAGCGGCGGAAUGUAUCCGCAACACAAAAGUGCCAGUGGGGAUCCGCAAAUCACGAAUUACUUCAAAGCCGUCAAACGUCGCCCGCAAUCCAGCCUUUCGCCAACGCCGGCCAAAAUUGCCAAACACUCUGGCAGCUCUAAAACGCCAAGCUCCACCUGCUCCACUCCGACUUCGUCUGUUUCGUCCUCAUCGUCGAAAAAGCGAUACUCCGAAGGAACAAGGUACGAUACCUCGUUGGGUUUGCUGACGAAAAAGUUCAUCGACCUGCUGAAGGAAUCGGCCGACGGGGUGGUGGAUCUGAACAUUGCCUCCGCCAAACUGAACGUACAAAAGCGUCGUAUCUACGACAUCACCAACGUGCUCGAGGGUAUCGGGAUCCUGGAGAAGAAGUCCAAGAACAAUAUCCAAUGGAAGUGUGGGAACUCUUUGUGCAAUAUCGAGAAGAACAACCGGAUACAGCGGGAGCGGUACCUUCUGGAGCAGAAGGAGAACAUGCUGGACCGAAUGAUCGUCGAGAUGAAGAACACGCCGAACGACGACAUCCAGCACGCCAAGCAUGCGUACGUCACCUGCCAGGAUCUCAACUCGAUCGACUUGUUCAAGGAGCAGAUCAUCGUGUUGAUUAAGGCCCCACCUGAGGCUAAAUUGGUGGUAAGUGAUUUUUGACCGUCACCGAGUCUU
Molecule: messenger RNA, 1961 nt
Organism: Uranotaenia lowii
Lineage: Eukaryota; Metazoa; Arthropoda; Insecta; Diptera; Culicidae
Product: transcription factor E2f1-like
Exons: 4
Coding region: 657-1946 (429 amino acids)
Biological process (GO): regulation of transcription by RNA polymerase II
Cellular component (GO): RNA polymerase II transcription regulator complex
Molecular function (GO): protein dimerization activity; RNA polymerase II cis-regulatory region sequence-specific DNA binding; DNA-binding transcription factor activity, RNA polymerase II-specific
Source: RefSeq, a predicted model, not a curated record